Oncorhynchus gorbuscha (pink salmon) is the source of this 1734-nucleotide messenger RNA. RefSeq lists its product as uncharacterized. NCBI's taxonomy places the organism in Eukaryota, Metazoa, Chordata, Actinopteri, Salmoniformes, Salmonidae. The transcript is spliced from 3 exons. Bases 271 to 960 code for a protein of 229 amino acids. The record is from RefSeq and is a predicted model, not a curated record.
UCUAAGUAUGUUUUCCAUAACUUCAGGUAACCUUCAUCUGUUUUGUCUUGGAUAGAGGACAUCAGUCAGCCAUCUACAAUCUAGAGGACAUCAGUCAGCCAUCUACAAUCUAGAGGACAUCAGCCAGCCAUCUACAAUCUAGAGGACAUCAGCCAGCCAUCUACAAUCUAGAGGACAUCAGCCAGCCAUCUACAAUCUAGAGGACAUCAGCCAGCCAUCCACAAUCUACAGGACAAUAACCAGCCAUCCACAAUCUCUCUGUGUGUAGCUAUGAGGGGAAUUGUCCUUCUCUUUCUGCUGUCUCUCUGGCCUGGAGGAAAGGUGGAUGCUAUCAAUCAACAGAUCUUGGCUAAUGUGGUACAAGAGAUGAGAAGGUUUGGCCUGGAGAACCGCCAGUAUGCCAUGGCUGUCUUACUCACCCAACAGCAGUGCACCCAAAAUGGAGCAAACUUUGAUGUAGGCGUGCAACCUCAGGUUGUCCAGCAGAGACUACAGGAUUAUAGUGUCUACAUAGGAGACCGGCUCAUCGCAGCCAUACCUGACACCUACCACGCUGAGUACCUUCUCUUGGGGCAUGAUAGAACCAACCCCAGCAAAAUGCAGACUCUGUUAACAGCAGCAACGCCUAAUGACUGCAUCGUCUUCUUCUCCAACUACUCUCCCUGCCUGGAGAGAUGCAACGUCCCUAAUGGAGCAACCAGCAUUCUGCCCUUCAUGACCGUCUUCAACGGCAGGAACGCCAACCAGAUGGCCUUUGUCUUCUCCUCGGUUUGGGACCCCACAAAGCACCAUACUGGAGUGACCAAACCGACUAAGCAGCAGGUGUUUGUGUCCUUCCAGAGAAUAGAAAGAUCCCUCCCUUUAUAUCGUUGUGUCAGAUUCAACGAUCAAAACGCAUGUUACCGUUGUGUCACUGCCAACACAAAUCUUGAGACCAAUGACUGUCUGUAUGGGUACUAAUAGUGUACACUGUCUGUAUGGGUACUACUAGUGGACACUGUCUGUAUGGGUACUAAUAGUGUCCACUGUCUGUAUGGGUACUAAUAGUGGACACUGUCUGUAUGGGUACUAAUAGUGUACACUGUCUGUAUGGAUACUACUAGUGGACACUGUCUGUAUGGAUACUAAUAGUGUACACUGUCUCAAUGGUGGAAAUAUAGAAAUGUAUAUUUUCUUUCUUUCCCUCUGUCCAUCCCCCUCUCUCUGUCCAUCCCCCUCUCUGUCCAUCUCUCUCUCUCUCUGUCCAUCUCUCUGUCUGUAUGGGUACUAAUAGUGGACACUGUCUGUAUGGAUACUAAUAGUGGACACUGUCUGUAUGGAUACUAAUAGUGGACACUGUCUGUAUGGGUACUAAUAGUGGACACUGUCUGUAUGGAUACUAAUAGUGUACACUGUCUGUAUGGAUACUAAUAGUGGACACUGUCUGUAUGGAUACUAAUAGUGGACACUGUCUGUAAGGGUACUACUAGUGUACACUGUCUGUAUGGGUACUACUACCCCCUCUCUCUGUCCAUCUCUCUCUCUCUCUGUCCAUCUCUCUCUCUGUCCAUCUCUCUCUCUCUGUCCAUCUCUCUCUCUGUCCAUCCCCCUCUCUCUGUCCAUCCCCCUCUCUCUGUCCAUCUCUCUCUCUCUGUCCAUCCCCCUCUCUCUGUCCAUCUCUCUCUCUGUCCAUCUCUCUCUCUGUCCAUCUCUCUCUCUCUACACAGUUCAUUAAAGUUCACCAUAGCAGCAACA